This is a messenger RNA of Brassica napus (rape), 723 nucleotides long. Its product is annotated as leucine-rich repeat receptor-like serine/threonine-protein kinase BAM1. Gene Ontology annotation, molecular function: protein kinase activity; ATP binding. Lineage: Eukaryota; Viridiplantae; Streptophyta; Magnoliopsida; Brassicales; Brassicaceae. Gene Ontology annotation, biological process: protein phosphorylation. The coding region runs from base 1 to 723 and encodes 240 amino acids. The transcript has a single exon. The record is from RefSeq and is a predicted model, not a curated record.
AUGCCUAACGGUGAUCAAGUCGCGGUGAAAAGACUCGCUGCGAUGUCCCGCGGGUCUUCCCACGAUCACGGCUUCAACGCGGAGAUUCAGACCUUGGGGAGGAUAAGACACAGACACAUCGUGAGGCUGCUCGGUUUCUGCUCUAACCACGAGACGAAUCUGCUUGUGUAUGAGUACAUGCCUAACGGUAGUCUCGGUGAGGUGUUGCACGGUAAGAAAGGAGGACACUUGCAUUGGGAUACGCGUUACAAGAUCGCUCUUGAGGCUUCGAAGGGACUCUGUUAUCUCCAUCAUGAUUGUUCUCCGCUGAUUGUUCAUAGAGAUGUUAAGUCAAACAACAUCCUUCUCGAUUCAAACUUCGAAGCUCAUGUCGCUGACUUUGGUCUCGCCAAGUUCUUACAAGACUCGGGUACUUGUGAAUGUAUGUCUGCAAUCGCUGGAUCUUACGGCUACAUAGCUCCAGAAUAUGCGUAUACGUUGAAGAUCGAAGUCAACGAUCACGGCAACAUGCCAAUCACAGAGCGAACUGCUCUUAUGUGGUCCCACUUAACUCCGCAAGUUCGUUUGAGUUCGGCAAGUUGUCUCAUGCUCACCAACGAGUUCACAUCAAGCUCUUUUUUCUUCAAGGAAAAAUUCAGCGACGUCAACACCUUGCUUCUUCACUCAAGCUCUCGAGACAAAUUGGCCAUAAGUGGCACAAGCUUCUCACCCCGUGACCACUGA